Molecule: messenger RNA, 1775 nt
Organism: Ananas comosus (pineapple)
Lineage: Eukaryota; Viridiplantae; Streptophyta; Magnoliopsida; Poales; Bromeliaceae
Product: cyclin-L1-1
Exons: 9
Coding region: 325-1590 (421 amino acids)
Biological process (GO): regulation of transcription by RNA polymerase II
Cellular component (GO): nucleus
Molecular function (GO): cyclin-dependent protein serine/threonine kinase regulator activity
Source: RefSeq, a predicted model, not a curated record
AACCUUCUCCGUCUCCUUUCUUCGCGAAGCUACGGAAACCCUUUCUCCUCUUUUCUCCUUCUCGUUCCCCGCGCCGCCGCCACCGCCAACGCCGGCGACGGCGCCCGCGCCGGUGAAGUUGACCCCUCUAUCACUCCUGCGUGUGCGCGAUCGAAACCCUAACCCUGUUUCUUUGCUUCCGAUCUCUUUCGCAUUGGGAGGCGGCGGCUAGGGUUUCUGGGACCCUGGGUCACAAAAAGAGGAGAUUCGCAAGGAUGAUAUACACUGCCAUUGACACCUUCUACCUCACCGAUGAGCAGCUAAAGAAUUCCCCCUCAAGAAAGGAUGGGAUUGAUGAAGAAACAGAGACCACGCUUAGGAUCUACGGUUGUGACCUUAUACAGGAGAGCGGCAUUCUGCUUCGGCUUUCUUUAUUUGGUGCAUUCUUUUAACUGCCACAGGCCUCAAGCUGUGAUGGCCACAGGGCAGGUUCUUUUCCAUCGGUUUUACUGCAAGAAGUCUUUUGCUCGAUUUAGUGUGAAAAGGGUUGCUGCAAGCUGUGUUUGGCUGGCUUCGAAGCUGGAGGAGAGUCCAAGAAAAGCAAAGCAUGUCAUUAUUGUCUUUCAUCGAAUGGAAUGCAGACGGGAGAACCUGCCAAUAGACCACUUGGAUGUCUUUUCAAAGAAAUAUUCAGACCUAAAGAACGAUCUGAUUAGGACCGAGAGACACUUGCUGAAAGAAAUGGGUUUCAUUUGCCAUGUCGAGCAUCCACAUAAGUUUAUAUCAAACUACCUUGCAACACUUGGAACACCUCUGGAGUUGAGGCAGGAAGCUUGGAAUCUAGCAAAUGACAGCUUGCGGACAACACUAUGUGUGCGAUUUAAGAGUGAAGUAGUAGCGUGUGGAGUCGUAUAUGCGGCAGCUCGGAGAUUCCAGGUUCCCCUGCCUGAGGACCCACCUUGGUGGACCGUUUUUGAUGCAGAUGAGGUGGGAAUUCAGGAAGUCUGUAGAGUUCUAGCUCAACUAUACAGCCUCCCCAAGGCACAGUAUAUCCCAGUUUGUAAAGAUAAUGAUUCGUUUACUAUGUUGAACAAGACACCUGAUACCCAGGCUCCGAAGGAAAGUCCAAAUAACGGGACCACUAAUGAUUCGAGCACUCCCAAGGAUACUGGAUCAACAAAGGAUGCGUUGAUUAAAGCAGCCUUGGACAAAUUAAAGGAGUCAAAGAAAAGCGAAGAUGAUGGCAAAAAUGUGCCUGCUGAGCUUGAUGGCAAGGAAGAUUUGACAGUGAAGUCUAAGAGUGACUACAAGUUAGAUGCCAGCAUUGAAAGGGGACGGGAGAGAGAAAAGGAGAGAUCUAGGGGUAGAGAUCGCGAUAGCAGAGGUAGAGAAUCUGACCGUGAUAGUAGAGGUAGAGACUCUGAUAGGGAAAGGGAGCGUGAGAGAGAGAUAGAUAGAGACAGAGAGAAAGAACGAAGGCACCGUUCAAAGGACAAAGGCUCAGGCCAUUCAGAUAAGCUGAGGCAUCAUUCAUCACGAGAUCGCAGCGAGUACCACAGCGCACACUCGUCCCGUGACAAAGAUAGGCACAGACACCACCCAUAUUCAUAACGACCAUCUAUAUGCUCCAGAUUUGAUUGCAAUGAGGCUCCCUUUGUAUCAUUGUACUACGUGAAGUUAUCACUGAUGCUCGUAUGUCGAUGAAUUAGCUAAAUCUUUGUGAUGAAAAUAUAUGUAACUUAUAUCGGAUGGCAUUGAAGGUCCAAGAGUAACAUGCAAACUUGUGCUUUGGUUGA